This is a messenger RNA of Dioscorea cayenensis subsp. rotundata (Guinea yam), 1811 nucleotides long. Its product is annotated as CBL-interacting protein kinase 8-like. The transcript has 14 exons. The coding region runs from base 109 to 1443 and encodes 444 amino acids. Gene Ontology annotation, biological process: protein phosphorylation; signal transduction. The record is from RefSeq and is a predicted model, not a curated record. Gene Ontology annotation, molecular function: protein kinase activity; ATP binding. NCBI's taxonomy places the organism in Eukaryota, Viridiplantae, Streptophyta, Magnoliopsida, Dioscoreales, Dioscoreaceae.
UCAAAAAGCUUCAUCUCAAUUGCAAUCCGUCUUGCUUUCCCUUCUCCCCGAUCGGAGUGUGGCAGAGUUGCUACUUCUGCUUCUUCAGUUCGGAUUGGGGAAGUCGGAAUGGGAGUUCGCAAGGUGGGCAAGUAUGAGGUAGGGAGGACGAUUGGGGAAGGAACGUUUGCCAAGGUGAAGUUCGCGCAGAACACGGAGACUGGCGAGAGCGUGGCUAUGAAGGUCCUUGAUCGCGCCACCAUCAUCAAGCACAAGAUGGUUGAUCAGAUCAAACGGGAAAUUUCAAUAAUGAAGCUUGUUCGCCAUCCCCAUGUUGUCCGUCUUCAUGAGGUAUUGGCAAGCCGGACGAAGAUAUACAUAAUCCUGGAGUUUAUUACAGGUGGCGAGCUGUUUGAUAAAAUUGUUCGCCAUGGAAAACUCAGUGAAGCUGAUUCACGCAAAUAUUUUCAGCAACUUAUAGACGGUGUGGACUAUUGUCAUAGUAAGAGGGUCUACCAUCGAGAUCUGAAGCCAGAAAAUCUUCUUCUUGAUUCGCUUGGAAAUCUAAAAAUUUCAGACUUUGGGCUUAGUGCAUUGCCUGCUCAAGGUGUUGGUCUUCUCCGUACAACUUGUGGAACACCAAACUAUGUGGCACCAGAGGUACUUGGUCAUAAAGGCUAUGAUGGUGCCAUUGCUGAUGUCUGGUCUUGUGGGGUCAUUCUCUAUGUUCUAAUGGCAGGAUAUCUCCCAUUUGAUGAUGUAGAUUUAACUACUCUUUACAGCAAGAUUGAAAAGGCUGAAUUUUCGUGCCCAUCAUGGUUUCCUAUUGGAGCAAAGUCCUUGAUUCAUAGGAUUCUUGACCCUAACCCAGCGUCUCGGAUUCGGAUUGAAGAUAUCAGAAAUGAUGAAUGGUUCAAGAAGAAUUAUGUGCCUGUUAAACCUAUUGAAAAUGAAGUUGUUAAUCUGGAUGACAUUAAUGCUGUUUUUGAAGAUUCUGAGGAUGGGCAGGUUAAUACCCAAGCAGGGAAUGAAGAAUUUGGUCCUCUGUCUUUGAAUGCAUUUGAUCUGAUUAUUCUCUCACAAGGGCUUAACCUUUCUGCACUCUUUGAUCGAAAAGAGGAUUAUGUUAAGCAUCGGACUCUUUUUCUUUCACUUAAGCCGGCAAGGGUUAUUUUAUCAACCAUGGAAGUUGUUGCACAAUCAAUGGGCUUCAAGACUCAUAUUCGUAACUAUAAGAUGAGGGUGGAAGGCCUAUCACUUGACAAAACUGGUUAUUUGUCUGUCAUGCUUGAGAUUUUUGAAGUUGCUCCUUCGUUCUUCAUGGUGGAAAUCCAAAGGGGAUCUGGAGAUCCUGCUGAAUACUUCAAGUUCAACACUGACUUCCGUAGUAAACUGGAUGAAAUUAUAUGGAAACCACCUGGCGAGAAGACUAAAUCACAGAGUACAAGGGGUUCAAAGCACUGAAUACGGCAGUCGGUGUUCUUGCAGUUACUGACACAUACAGCAUACCAUACAGUCCUCAAUUAUAGUCUUGUUGUAGAAGAGCUUCUAUGGUUUUACUAAGUUCCGCUGAUGGACUGAUACAAAGUCUGGAGGAGGGCAGAGUUUUAUGAUGGAAUUUAAUUGUCAGAAGUAUGCAUGUAUAUUAUAUUAAAAACUAAUAUGUUUGAGAUACAUUUACUAUACAAAGUUCGCCAUCUCCCCUGGUUCGGGCAGUCUAUUUGUAACUACCAUACCUGGAAAUUCAUCGUAAGUGAAAGGUUUGAGAUGCUACAUGUUAUUUCACUAAUUAUUUAAAUGUAUUAUUGAUCCUUGUGCUUUAGUGUUGUGAA